AUGGCGGAAACCGAAGGGCCGGUUACAGUUGAAGACCUGCCGAUGACAUUUCAGGUCAAAUACCUAGGACAGAGUGAUGCCAGAGGUUUAUGGGGUAUAAAGCACACUCGGAAACCAGUAGAUUUGAUGGUUGCAGCUGCAAAGGCCUUACCACCAGGUCAGGUUCUUCCGAUAGUAAAACUCACUAUUACAGUCGAUGGCGUUCAUUUAGAAACUUUAAAUCCAUUGAAGAGUGAAUAUGAGAAUAUGGCGGUGCUGUUCAAUAUAGAAUCCAUAUCAUAUGGUGUGCAGGACCUGGUGUAUACAAGGGUUUUCUCCAUGAUAAUAGUGAAGGAUAAUGCUGAUGUAAAAGGCUUGAAUCCAUUCGAAUGUCACGCCUUCGUUUGUGAGUCCAGAAACGCAGCAAGAAGACUAACGUAUUCAUUGGCUGCAGCGUUCCAAGAUUACUCUAGAAGAGUUAAAGAAAUGCAAGCAACACCCGAACUAGACGAAAGACCGCCACGAAUGAAGAAAAAGUUCGCCAUAGAUUUGAGGAGCCCUGAGGAGAUAGAAGCUGAUUUGGAAACUGAAGCUUGA
Molecule: messenger RNA, 576 nt
Organism: Danaus chrysippus (African queen)
Lineage: Eukaryota; Metazoa; Arthropoda; Insecta; Lepidoptera; Nymphalidae
Source: the annotation of a GenBank genome assembly